Messenger RNA from Pristis pectinata (smalltooth sawfish), 9549 nucleotides. Its product is annotated as forkhead box protein N2-like. The transcript is spliced from 8 exons. Gene Ontology annotation, cellular component: nucleus. The record is from RefSeq and is a predicted model, not a curated record. Gene Ontology annotation, biological process: regulation of DNA-templated transcription. The coding region runs from base 631 to 1956 and encodes 441 amino acids. Lineage: Eukaryota; Metazoa; Chordata; Chondrichthyes; Rhinopristiformes; Pristidae. Gene Ontology annotation, molecular function: cis-regulatory region sequence-specific DNA binding; DNA-binding transcription factor activity.
AAUUGAUCUUUAAAAUGUUAUUAUUGUGUCGAUCAAAACAAACCCGAAUGCCUACACCCCCCACGUCCUAUCUCUGAGAAGAAGGAACUGCCUUAUUGGGAUACAGGCGCACAAAGCGACGGGUGCGGGGCCAUCUGCCGCUGUCAGGGGAGGGGUUCCAGGCGGCGGCACGUUACCAUGGCAACACCGGGGGAUUUCGUGGCGUUCUUUGGAGUUUCUCUCGUUUUUUUGGUUCGGAUGAGAGGCAGCUGUUAGUGCAACACUCGGAAAGCAAAAUGGAAAGCAAAUAUAAAUAAAUUACUCGAAACAGAAGUAGCAGUUCCUUGGACUGCAGCGUUACAUGCCGGAAGAUCGUGAGUAUAUAUUUUUUUCAGAAAGUGGCGAAAGUCUCCUCAACGGGCGAAUGGAGGAGCAGUUGGUCUGUGAAUAUAAUGAGAGCCGCGUCAAUCACCGGGGCUCCCUCGUGCUUCCUUUUUCUUUCGUUUGAAGAGAACGUUCCCCGGGAAUCAUGGAACGUUCCCCGGGAAUCGUGGAACGUCCUGAAUUGAAAUGACUACCUUGUGCUGACAUUGAUCAAGUUAAGUCGUAUUGAAUCGAUUAGAAUACAAUCUUCUUAGAUGUGAAGGUUAAAUGGGUCCGAUUAGCAGCAUGUCUUCAAUGAAGAAAGCAGAGACCUCAGGCACAGGGGAGCCUUGCAGCUUGAAUUCAAAUUGUCCAGUAGAUGUUCUUCCAGAGGUGACAGGUGGCUCUGGGUCAGGAGCUAUUCUUGUAGAGAAAGGAAUGACUGAUGAUGAGGAGCUUACAAACCUGAAUUGGCUUCAUGAAAAUAAAAACCUAUUGAAAAACUUCAGUCUUGGCAGUGAGAUGCUACGUAGUGUUAGUCCUACACGUGAUGUCACUGAAGAAGACACUUCGCCUUUGCCACUCUCUGAUUCACUGAAUAAUGAGAAGCGUGGAUUGAACUCCAAGCCUCCCUAUUCAUUUAGCUGCCUUAUUUUCAUGGCGAUUGAUCACUCUGCCAGAAAAUGUCUGCCAGUCAAGGAUAUCUACAAUUGGAUAUUGGAACGUUUUCCAUAUUUUACCAAUGCGCCCACUGGCUGGAAGAACUCUGUAAGGCACAACCUUUCCUUGAACAAGUGUUUCCGGAAAGUGGAGAAGGGUCAUGGCAAGACUGUUGGGAAAGGCUCACUGUGGUGUGUAGACCCACAGUACAGGCCCAACCUCAUUCAGGCUCUAAUGAAGACUCCAUAUUAUUCAACAAUGCAAAUCUUCUACACACCACCAGCCUCUCCUCCAAGUGCAUCACCACCUCCUCACCACCUCACAUCAACAUCACCACAGCUCCGAGACAGCCUACAGAAAAGUUCUGAUAUUGAUGCUGCCACUGCUAUGAUGUUGCUGAAUUCUUCUCCAGAACAAAGACUUCCUCAGUGUAAUUCUUCUCAGCAACACAGUCCAGUGCUAAGCAGAAAACGUAGCCACAAACGUGCAUUUUCAAAGCUUGCCCCUCUUACAAUGAAAAUGCCUGAAACCACACACAGAACAAGAGAGAAUGUGGAAAUUUCUCCGUUACAGAAAGCUGGCAAAAGUCUAUCUGGCUUACCAAUUAUCAACAAUGAUCCAAAGGAAGAUCACAAUUACAGUGCAAAUGGAACAGUCUCUCUUCGCAGUGAAUCAAGGUCUAGUGUCUCAUCCUUCUCCUCAGUGGAGGAAGUUUAUGAAUUUAUUCCAAAAGCUAGCCGUCAGGGAAGUGAUGGAAGUGAGGGUUUCCAUAGUGAUGAAGAGUCUGAAGCGGAUGAUUGUGAGAAUGAGUCAAAUGACUUGCUAGGUGCCAGUGCCUCUAAUGUGUUGCAUUCAGCUGGAAAUAGCUGCAGAACAAUGCAGCAUGAAGUUGAUGAAGAACUGAAGGAAGCUGCUGGUUCACUUUUGCAUCUUGCUGGACUCUUUAGUCAGUAAACCAGGAAAAAACAGACAAGAAAAACAUUGUGCAAAAUAGCUGGUCUCCUUUCUUGUCUCCCAUUGUGCGUCAAUGUGGCAAUAUUCUUCAAUGAAAUCCUUCUCAAAUGGAAGAUAAAAGCCAUACAAAGACAGAAGUGUUUGUCCUUCUGCGUAAACUGCCAUAUGUUUGCACCUUUUCUGAAAACAAGCAGCUCUCUUUAGAGUUGUAUCAAUUCUUUAAAUGUGGACUCCUAAAGCACCUAUUGAUUGCUGCAAGUCCACAGCACAUGCAGUGAAUCAGUCUGCAUGUCACAAUAGGUGUUUAAACUUUCAUUGGUUAAAACUGCAACCGAGUGCAAAUUGAGAUUUUUUUUAGGAAAAAUUUGAAUAGGGUUGAAAAGGGGUGGUGGGGCUUUGCAAUACUUUAGACAUCUUGGAGAUUGUAAACAGUAUUUUCUAAAACUAGCAUGUUGGUAAAGACACUUAAAAAGUUACCAUCUCUUUUUUUUUCCUUUUUCAAAUAUGCUUCUCUUGGUUCCUAGUGAACACAGAAUUGUUGCCAGUGGCACAUCACAGCUAAGUAACCCUCGAUUGGAAACAAACCUCUCUAAGGUGCUGGCUUCACUGACAUGAGCAACCAUCAUUAAUCACCAUUCUUUAUGCAUAGAUUAACUCAACUAGUCAUAUGACUGUGUGGGAUAUCACAGCAAAGUUCAUUUCCUAUAAACAUAGAUUACUGUACACAUUUUCCAACGUGCAAUGCUUUGUGUUGGAAAGUGGUUAAUUUUUCCCCCAUGUACAGCAACUUAUGAUAUCUCUUAGCUGCUGCCCAGGCUGCAAUUGAAUGAAUUCAUGAAGAUUGUGAUGUCGCUGCACUUUACAAUGGAACAAAGUUGAGAUUGCUAUGCAGUUUAUUAUAAUUUUUUUAAAAAUGUCAUCACUUGUAGUCAUGCUUCCAUGAUCUUAUUAGACUGUGUUGGCUAUUUGCAGAAAUUAUUACUGGGAGAAGAUUGGCUGUAUAUUUUAAAUUGUUCAAACGAAAAUCUCAGUUGGAUAUGUUAAACUGGAAAUGCACACCUGCAAGUCAUAUGAUAGCACAGCCCAGUAGUGACUGUAUUGAAAAACAUUACUGUAUGGGUCAUAUCAAAGAGGAUUAGAAUGCCUUUACUAGUAAGCAAGCAGUACCUCUUAACGUGGUGUGUAAUUUAGAAUUAAAAUCAGCAUGUAAAACAAAAGCAACAUACUACCAAUUUUUACAUUUUAAAAAAUUAUUUUAAAAAGUUGAGGUACAUUCUACUGAAUCCUAAAAUUCUAAUGCUUAUGGUAAUGAUUUAUGACCUCUAAAUCCACUGACCAGAGUAGGAUUUUGUAAUUCAUGCAAAUGUACUUAUUAAUUUUGCUUCUUAAUUAUGUUCUUCUUUGAAAAUGUUAUUUCUUCUACACCACACCAUUACAGAUACAGAGUUGGCCAGCUGUAAGAUAUUAACCUUUACUAAUACCCGAAAUAGUGUGAAAUAAGCAGAAUUAAUCCCUUACUGGAGUUUUUCAUCUUCACCACAAUAGGAAACCACCAAUGAAAAAUAAUUUUGCUACAAAGCAUUUAUACUAUAUUGGGACUGUACUAUUUUGUGCAAAUUUUAACGUAUCCUUUAUUUGGAUUGUUGAUCAUGUCUCAAGUUAUGCAACCCUAUAUGGUGUUAUUUGAAUUUUUUUUAAUGUGCGCAAUAUUCAAUCAGUCCUACUAAAUGGCAAAGGCAGAACUUUUUUGUGGUUGUAUGUUAUUGGGAUUGUUGAACCAGGAACUGCUGAUAGACUGCUAAUCCACCUUUGCUGGAAGCUCACUUCGCAAUGUACAUUAGGAGACUUUUAUAGUGAUCCAUUCUUGUAAAAUUUUUAGUGUUAUGCAUUGUUAAUGUGCUAUUGCUGAAGCAGGAUCUUUGGAAAAAUAUAACAGUAAUGUAAAUCCAUACUUUUUGAUAUGUUUGAUCAUUAUGGGCAGUACUAAAUCCAAGCGUGAGGGGUUAAAUUUUACCUACAGGCUAUCAGGGAACAAAUGGGUGAAUGAAGGGGAAAGAAGUGAAUAAUUAAAUUGUAGCCUGCUUCAACAUACUGUUCAGUCAGAAUCCUAUCUGCAUUUGCACAGUGAACUCCAACUGUUUCAGUGAGGAACACAGCAAGUUGAAGACCUCGUAAACCUGUGCUUACCUAUGUCAACUUGGGUUUGAGUAGGGAAUGUACUGCAACUUCCUAAUCUUGAGAUUCAGAUCAAUAGCUGUCAGGUGGAAUGAGAGACCUUUCAAGAUAAGGUCAUAGUCUUUCCUUUGUGAAGUAAAGAGCAGUAGGAAUUAUUGUAUGAAACAUGUUGGUUUUGUUGCCCUAUACUCCAUUCCCCAACUUUCCCAGAGCCUGUUUGCCCUGAUUUGCCCUUUGAUGAUAAGCCUACAAUUACUGCCUACACUGGCAUUUUGCUGAAUGAAGCUCUAUUUUAUCUGCCAAAUAGCUUCUACUUUUGCCCAUUUCAGAUUGGCAACCAAGAAGCACCAAGCAGAUGAGGUAUAAGAGCUUUUUUUGAAACACAGCAUUGAAAUUUGAGCCUGUGAGUGUAUUUUGCAAUUUUUUUGCAAAAUUGAAUGGGAAUCAAAAUUGAUAUUAAAGGGACAUUUUAUAUCCACAUUAUAAAAUCUCUCUGGUUGCACAUACAAAUUAAUAUUUUAAAAAGAGAAUACAAAAUGCCAGAAGCAAUCAGCAAAUCAGAUAGCAUUUGUAGGCAAUCACCAGAAGUAAAUAGUUAAUUUUGCUUCUCUCUCCAGAAAUGCCAGUUGACCUGCUGAGUAUUUCUAUAAUUUUUUGUUUUAUUUCAGAUUAAAAUUCCAGCAUGUGCAUCUUUUAAUGAGUUAACAGUUCAAACCAUUCACCUUCCAUCAGCACUUCUGAUGAAAGGUCAUAGACCUGAAACACUAACUAAGUGGAUUUCUUUACAAAUGUUGCCUGACAUACUGAGUAUUUCCAGCAUUUUCUGUUUAUAUGUUGAAUUUCCAACAGCCACAGAAUUUUCUCUCUCCACACGAGGUGUUUGCUGCCAUUGCUUUUUUGUUAUCAGUUAAUGUUCUUAGGCCAUCACAUCAGGUCUCUCUCUCUUAGGAGGAAUUACAUUGAAAUUGAUACACACGGAAAGCUUUUCUGAAGUUGCAGCAUUUAGUCUUGGAUGCUUGUGAUUCAAAUGUGUACUUAAUGGUCUGUUUUAUGUAAUCGUCCUUUAUUGGACCAUUUAUUUUCUCCUUUAUUUUUUCCAUACUAUUUUCUGAUCCUGUGUAUUUUGGAGUUCUGAAGAGUGAUGCUUUUUGGGAAAGAGGUAAUGAAGGUAGUAUAAAUAUGAUUUUAAAAAAGUUUUUUCAUUUAAAAGAGCAAAGGGCAACUGCCACAAAAUUAAUCUGCUUUCUUUUGGUCUUGUAGGAAUAUAUAAUUUAUAGUACAGAGAAAAAGUUAUUUGCCAAUACUGAAGAAUAUUAUAAAUUUCUAAAUAUUUUUUCUCAUUUUGGAAAAAAACAUAUUCAAUAUUCAAGCUGAAAGUUUUUCCAGUGAUUUCCAUAUGGGUAUAAGGUUCUGAAAUCCUCUCAGGCCAGUAAAAAAUACACUGUGUUCCUUGGCAAAGGUGAUGGCUUCAUGUUGCAUUGUAUGAACUAUUACACCAUGUAUUCAGGGUGCUCAGCAAUUGACAAUUCCUGUUGGUAAAUUGGUAUAUCUUAAUUGUUCACCAGUUUUCACAAAGAAAUCCAUAGGGAGGCAAAUUAUAUGUGUGAAAAAUUCAUCUUUUGGUUCAUAGGGCUAAGCAUGAGCAAGAGUAGCAGCCUCAGGUUACAUACUCCCCUGCAUAUUCAGUCCCUUUUGUGGAAUACAGCUAAUUACUGAUAUUCUCUCGUGUGUUUAGUGCUGUGACCAAUGACUUUUCUCCUACAGAUAAUGCUAUAGGAUAUGUCCAUUAUACUAUUUAUUACAUAAUGGCGUAUUUUGCAUGCAAACCAACACAACUUUAAAGUCUGCUGGAAUGUCUGCUUGAUUUUUAUUUCCAUAUUUUUCCUCUGCCAAAUUGAGGUCUCCAACAACUUUUGCCACAGAUCAGAGGCUAAGUGGCGUAACAGCUUUCAUGUCCCAUAUGAUGGAGGGAAAAGAGGGUAGAGCAAUUUUUUAAAGUUCUUAAUGUUGUUGAGAUUACACAGUGGAUAUUUUGCACUAGUUGGUAUCAUAGUCUUAAAACAUUCCACCCGGCUAUUACAGGUUGAAUAGGCCCAUGCAAAUACACAGGCUGACAAUUUAGAAUGUGACCAUGUAGCUACAUUGUUCAUUAAUUUAUUUUCUCAUAAGAAAAUUGUAACAUGUAUACUAUCACAUUUUCUCUGUAUAGCUUUUACUAUGUAAACAUUAUUUAAUUAAAUAUUUUGCUGAAUUCUCCAUUUCCCCAGCAUCCUAAAAUAUCCAUUUAUUAACAAGAAACUAUAUUUGAAGGACUAUUAUUUUCACAUUUUUUCCAUUUCUUCUGUAUAUGGCUCAAUACACUUUUUAAAAGGAAAAUAAAUAAUUAUCAGUUUAAAUUUACUUUCAUUAUAUGGGUUAGUGAGUAUUUUCCCUAAGCUUCUAAAUGUAUUUAAAAACAAAAAAACAAAAAUUUGGAAUACUCAGCAGGUUAGGCAGCUGCAGAGAAACAAGAGUUAUAGUUUCAAGUCAAUAACCUUUCAGUAGAACUAGGUAAAGUUAGAAAUGAAAUAAAUGAAAUGGUUUCAUUUCAGAUUCUUCAAAAACAUAUGUGGCACUGUAAUCCAGUACAAUGAAUUACACCAGCACAGCUCCCCUACAGUCUUCCCCUUUUUUCUCAACUGUUGGCAGUGGUUUAGUGUCGAUACAAAUAAACAUUACAUAUGCACCAUUUCUUAAUCAGCUGGUUUCUUGAUGCACCAUCGUCCUGUGAGUGCCUCCUUGCCAAAGAAGAGAAAUAUUUUUAUUUUCUUUUGGUUGUUUAUGGAAUGCACAUGGAGUGGACCUUACGAAAAAUCUUGAAUGCAUUUUGUUGCCAAGGUUUGGACUAUGCUGAAAUUGAAUUGGUUAACUGAAUACAAGUUUUCACCAUAUGUUUAUUUGGUGGGGAAUCUACUUACAGCUUGUUUGGCAAUACACAACUAUGUAUAUAAUUGCUAUUGCACACCAAAAUGUGGCUUCAUGCAUGAAUUUUCUUAACAUCAUCCUAACUAUUUUUCCCCUACUGCAUUCUUCAAUGUACAGUAGUUAUACAGAGCUACAAAAUAAAUACUGUUCAUAAAUAAAAUAUUAAAUCAAGAAUUACAGAUCAAAGUGGCUGUCAGUUCAACAACGUUAAAGAUGAUGUUUGUUUACAUGUGCCUUUGUUACCCGCUGAACAAUUUGAAAUCUUCUAAACAAGCUAUUUAUCAAUUAAAAAGAACUAUUAUUUGAUUGUUGUCUCGAUGUUUACUUUCUAUAAGUGUUUAUUGGCAAGAUUUGUUACGUUUCCUUCUCUGAAUGGGACUUCAUACAUUGUACAACACUGGCUAGCUAUCCUUCGUACUUUGUCCAGGCAUACAUUCAUGUCUGAAGAAAGAUAAUUUAACAGUUGAAAUUAAGGCCAUCAUUUCUGGACCCUGUAGUUACUCUGAACAAUGACUUUUCCAACUGCUUCAGAGGAGCAGGAAUUUUGCUUGGACAAUUCUCUCCCUACCACUCUCCAAAGCCACUGAUUACUUGGAUACAGUUUCACAGGUAUUACUGAUGUAUUUGAUGCUGCCAGCACCUAAUGUACACAUUGCUGUAGCAUAAUACACAUUAGAACUGGGAAAGUGAAUCGUAGCUGAUUUCUCUUUCUUCCAUAGAACAGGUAUGCUGAGGCUAGUGCAGCAUUCCUUCUACAAUCGCAGCUGAAAUCGGUUCAUUCAGCACUGACUAGCUGCAUGCUGCAUUAGAGUUUCAUUGAACUAACUAAAGGAUGUUACUUACCAGACAUUCUCCUCACAGGAACUGGCUACAGUUGCAACAAAUUUCAAUCAUGAUCCACUUCAGAACAAUGCAAAAUAUUUAAACUUGAUUCUUCCACACUGCAGUGCUAUUAGUGCUUUUAUACUGCAUCACUGGACAGGCAGCAUAUGGUUCAGAUUACAAUCUGGUUGGGAAUUUACUGAAAUACUUGCAAUGCAGGGUAGAACUAAUUUGUUCCCAAACCAGCAUUGUGAUUACUCUUGCCCUUUGAUGCCAUUGUAGCAAAUAAAUCACUAUUCAAAUGUCUGCAGUAGGCAAAAAAAAUCAGCCACAGAGUGAAUAUAGCAGCUGUCAUGUAAAAUAGAGGACUGCCAGAAGUUCUUUCCUGAUCCCAAAUGUGUAUUGUUUAAUUGCCUGUGAGGACAAAGGUGAUUCUCUCUUACUUUAAAUGAGUUGAUUUAAAAAAAACUUUUCAUUACUUCUCCCUUCUUUUGCAAAAGGUGGCAGUUCAAACUGGUGUGUACUUCUGUGUGGAUCAGCAGCAAGUGUCACUGCUCUUUGAGGAGCUGAUAUCAAGUUUGAGACUUGAUAGAAAUAGCUACAAUAACUACAACACGAGACUCUGGACACUAAUCGGGUAGGAUCCAUAGCUUUCACGCAGUCUCUUUCCAACCCAACUAUUCUAGCUUGAGCUAGGUGCAAGGUUAUUAAAUAUGGAGCUUGCGUUUUCCACUCUGAAAUGAUUCAGAGUUUUAAAUUUUCCACCCAAGUUUCUCAAAAUUAAAACUCAUUCCCCAUUAAAGUGGGAAGCAAUGUCUGGGAUGUGUUUCCAAGCAUUGACUGCUUGAGUGUGUUUGUUAUGCUGUAUGAGAUUUGUUCUACACCUGUUUUGAUGUUUUGAAGUAGAGAAAACCCCUUUUAAUAUUUUGCCAAUGAAACAAAUGCAAUGGGACAAUAUUAGUACAUUUUGGAUUCUGUGAUUUCAGUGAACAAAAUCUGCAAAGUUGAUGUUUACAGGAGUAUCUUAUUGCCAUAGCUGUUUAUAUGAAAGAAGUUGCCUUUGUUAGACAUUGAUAUUUUAUUCAUCAAGCUGAUUUUGGCUUUUGGCUUGAGCUGACAUUGUGUGAGUUAUAUCUUAUUCUAUUUUGUUGAAUAUUGCAUGUAGUAAAACCUGAAUGGUGCUCGGGUAGCUGUAGGAUAAUGAAACACUUUUAAGCUAAAGUAGCAGUGAAAUGGAUUAAGAACUUGAAAUUCAGUGAGAUAACAAAGCAAUUAUAUGGAUGUAAAAUGUUGCUUUUCCAAUACUUCCUGUUCUUAUACUUCUUAACUGAAAAUACCUGCUUAACAUUUAAUAUGCCAACAUAACUGGUUUGUUUCUUUCAUAAAACAGCAAAUAUUGCUUUUAGCAUAAUGGGGGGUAGGGAAAGAUAUGUGUGACUUCCUGUGUUAGAAGAUUUGUGCUGAUUGCCUCGUGCCUACAAUGUAAUUUUUUAACCAAAACAUUUUGCCAAUCUGAUUCUUGAAAAGGUUGUUGGAAUCUGUUUAAAAAAUUGUUUAAUUAUACCAUACAAAACAUGUAUGUUACCCUAUGUUAUAGAUGUUUAUUUUCACCAAAGAUACACAAAUUGCAUA